Messenger RNA from Culex pipiens pallens (northern house mosquito), 728 nucleotides. RefSeq names its product protein dj-1beta-like. The record is from RefSeq and is a predicted model, not a curated record. The transcript has 5 exons. Gene Ontology annotation, cellular component: cytosol; nucleus. Gene Ontology annotation, molecular function: protein deglycase activity. NCBI's taxonomy places the organism in Eukaryota, Metazoa, Arthropoda, Insecta, Diptera, Culicidae. Gene Ontology annotation, biological process: guanine deglycation, glyoxal removal; protein deglycation, glyoxal removal. Bases 99 to 656 code for a protein of 185 amino acids.
AAACAAGCGAAAACGUCAAAGAAGUUUGCACUGAGUUCAGCCGGCAUAGUUUGCAGGUCCACAAAUUUCGCUUUUUCCAACCAAAUAUCCACUUAAAAAUGUCGAAAAAGCUGCUAAUGUUGCUGCCGCAUGGCGCCGAAGAGAUGGAGUUUGUGAUUUGCGUUGAUGUGCUGAGACGAUGCGGCGUCACCGUAACUGUGGCCGGUCUGGGCGACACCACGGUCAAAUGCUCCCGGGAUGUCGUAAUCAACGCCGAUACCACGCUUGAGGAAGCGGUCAAGGAAGACUUUGAUGCGAUCGCUCUGCCGGGAGGCUUGGGUGGCUCCAAGGCCAUGUCCGAAUCUUCCAAACUGGGUGAGGUUCUGAAGUCAUUUGAAUCUAACGGAAAACUGAUUGCCGCUAUCUGCGCCGCUCCGACGGUUCUGCUGACUCAUUCUAUCGCUCUCGGCAAAUCGCUGACGUCGUAUCCUUCCUUCAAGGAUCAGCUCUCUGGCAAGUACAAAUACAUCGACGACAAGACGGUCGUGGUUGAUGGGAAUCUCGUGACCAGCCGCGGACCCGCUACCGCGUUCGACUUUGCUCUCAAGCUUGGCGAGAUUCUGGUUGGCUUGGAGAAAACCAAACAGGUCGCAUCCGGAAUGCUGUACAAUAUGUGAGAGCUGAAUCUAGUUACGUGGAAGUUUGAAUGCGCUAUGACCGCUGAUUAAAAUGAAGUUUGUGAUACUUGA